UUGUUUCAUUCUCAGAUCUUACUGCUUAGCAAGAGCUCAUUGUCAAAGUUUUCAGCGGGGCGUGUGAUCGACCUGCUGUCAAAUGAUGUUCAGCGGAUGGAGACAGCACCUAAAUGGAUUUUAGCAAUAAAUUCAGCCAUACUCCAAAUUGUGCCUGCAACGUUUAUAAUCGCGUAUCUGAUUGGCUGGCAGGCUCUUAUGGGAGAGAUAUUUCUCUGGCUUCUUCUACCGUAUUACGCAGAGAUGUCUUCUGUCAAUGCCGCACUGCGUCUGCGUUCAGCGGCGGAAACUGAUAUGCGAAUUUCUUUGACGAAUCAAGUGGUUUCUGGGAUACGUGCUAUCAAAGCGCGUGCGUGGGAGGAUGAAUUCAGAGAAAAAAUAAAACACACACGAAAGUAAGGGAAAUUUACAAACCUAUUUAAUUUUUUCAGAUAACAGCAGAACAUCUUCGCACCGAUACGAAGGGAUAGUAUUAGUUUACUAGCGUGAUAACUCAUGCAAGAUUUUGGGAGAACACUCCAAGAGUUUAUAAUUCACAAACUUAACAUUUAUGGGUGGCGAGGGUGGCUGUGAGGAAGGUUGGAGGUCAUAUUUAGGAAUCAUUUGUGAUCAUGGUGAUGUACAGUUUAUUGUGCUUUGCUUAUUGUAAAAUGUGUUCAGUUUUCAUUGAGUUUUUGGGUGUAAUAAACGAUAGGUAUCUGAACAACCACUGCAAUAAUUAUGAGUGCUGAGUGAAGAGUGAAGACUGCAGAGUGCAGAGUUUCUGAUCAGUACCUUCAUUUUGUCCAAAAAUGAUAACAACAAAUCUUUUUGUUUCUUUCAGACGAGAAAUAAGCAUCAUCCGUAAGAAAAGUGCCAUUCUCUCAGGUUUGGCUGCCUUGGAGUAUACUUCAAUACCAAUCCUGCUGUCUGUUAUUACUCUGAUGCUUACUGGUCAAUCCCUGGCACCAGUGAAUGUUUUUAUGCUCUUAAUGUUUAUUAAUUUGCUAAGACUUCGAAUUUGCUUUGGCAUUGCGUAUGGUGUGGUGGAGACACGGGAAUCAUUUGCAUCACUCGGAAGAAUAGAAGAUUUUCUUAUUUCAGAGGAUUUGUUUUCCACCUCUGAGGAUCAUUGUCUACAAGGCAGAGGAACAGCUGAAGAGAGUAAGUCGGGCAAGUUACAAAACGAUUCUACAUCUAUGAGCCAGUCGCAUGUAUCAGAUGAAAAUCCCCUUACUGAUCAGUGGAUAAACCCUUCUAAGCCAGGAACUUUAUGUGUGUCGCAUUUAACAUAUAAAGAAGUGGCGAGGAAAGAUGAAUUUAUUCUUCAAGAUGUGGGCUUCAUUGCUGCAUCAGGAAGCUUGACAGUUGUCACCGGACCAGUAGGCAGCGGUAAAUCAACUCUCCUCUCAGCGAUCGCUGGCGAGAUAUCAGACGUAGGCGGAACAAUAAACCGUCAAGGAACUUUUGUGUAUGCACCGCAAAUAGCCUGGGUGUUCUCUGGAACAUUAAGAGAAAAUAUUUUAUUUGGAGAGUCGUGCGAUGAACCAAGAUACACCAGAAUAAUCGAGGCAUGCGCCCUCACAGAAGACUUUCAGCAGUUUCCGAAGGGUGACCAAACCGUUGUUGGUGAGCGCGGUGCCGUUCUGAGUGGUGGUCAGCGUGCAAGAGUAAGCUUAGCACGCGCAGUGUACGUGGAUGCAGACCUUUACUUGUUGGAUGACCCUCUCAGCGCGGUGGACUUCAAAGUUGGUCGGCAUAUCUUUGAAAAGUGUAUCAAGGGUUUGCUUGGUGAGAAGACCCGCCUGUUAACUUCUCAUCAAGAACAACAUAUGAAAGAUGCAGACCGAGUGAUUGUACUGCACAAAGGUCGCAUUCUGGGGAAGGGAACCUUCGCUGAGCUUCAAGGAAAAGGCAUCUUAAAUACCACCAUCGACCCACUUUACAAGAAUGCUUCGACAGAGAACAAGUCUAAUGACAUGGUCACCGCAAGGGAGGAUGAAGAGAGACGCAGAGAUUUAAAGCCACUUACAAAGAAAGACAAUGAACUGGAAAUAUCUGUUGAAGAUCGGGCAAUCGGAACGGUGUCAAGUAAGCUUUAUUGGGACUACUUCAGAAGUGGUAUUCACUCCAUCUUCAUCAUUGGAAUGAUUUUCUUGUGCCUUAUUUCUCAAGGUGAGCACUAAAGAAUUAUAAAAGUGGCAAAAACUCAGCCAUUGUUCGGUGCUGUCGAAUGACAUUUUCUCUCGGGGCGAACGAGCAAGCAAGCAACCAAGUCAGAAACUCCAACCCAGUUUGUUUUUGUCUUGAAGGAGCAAGAGGAAACUGGGACUGACGGAAAAAGGUGUGCAGAGGGUGAUGGGAGAUUCAUGUUAAGACUAACAACCAAUCCGCCAUUUAUGAGAGAGAGGUUGAUGUCUUUUAAACCUGAGUUAAAAACUGUUUAUUUCACCUGAUUUAGACUGUUACGUAGAUUAUGAAGAAAAUUGUUUCACUUUUGCGUAUUUUUAUCAUUCACCAUAUUUUUUCGCCCUUUUUUAGCAUCGAUGGUUGCCCCUGACGUGUGGCUGUCCUUUUUGACCAGAAAACUUCCAUCAGAACAGAAAGACAAGACAAAUCUAACUAUCUACGGUGGUUUGGUCGCUGCUUCCUUCAUAUUGGGCAUUAUCAGGGCCUACAUUUUCUUUUUGGUUUGUCUAAGAAGCUCUGAGCGUCUUCAUGACAAAAUGGUUGUGGCUCUUUUAAAAGCGCCGGUUCUUUUUUUCGAUUCAAAUCCUGUGGGUAGAAUCCUGAAUCGAUUCUCUAAAGAUGUGGGUAGCAUGGAUGAGUUAUUACCAUUACAGUUUCUAGCUUCAAUUCAGUUGGUAUUGCUGUUGCUCUCAUCAGUUAUCGUUCCUUCUGCUACAAAUCCUUGGGUUUUGUUUGUUACCGUUCCAGUGACGGCCAUGAUUCUUUACUUUGCAAGAUUUUACUUGAAGAGUUCCAGAGAACUAAAAAGGUUGGAGUCAAUAUGUCGAAGCCCAGUCUUCUCUCACGUAUCAGAGACUCUUGAUGGACUGGACACAAUUCAAACAAGAGGUAGACAGAGAGAUUUUAUGGACAAAUUUCACAAGUAAGUUCGUGCAACUUUCCAAGUGAGCUGGGAAAGUAAAAUCUCAAACUCAAUUCAGGCUCGAGACGCAAAACUUUCACAGUGCAGGGGUUGUGUUUGGCAUCUCGAAUCAUCAUCCGUAAAAGCCCCUAUCUCCUUCCUCCUUCCUUCCAUCAUAGCCUCUCCCCCCCCUCCCUCCCCCCUCCACCUUCCUCUUACAACGCUUUAAAAAUUGUAGACAUGGAAUGCUUGGUUGAUUGGGGCACUGGAUUCGGUAUUCAGUCCCAGCCUCAAAUUCGCCCCUCUACCUGAUAACUUUUUUUCCUCGGCGGUCUCGUGCUUACUAUUCUGCUACGUCGUUUUUUUUCCAAUUUACAUUUCGUUUACAAAAUUUCGUUCAUCAUGGUGAUGGCACCCUUUGCGCAACGCUUAAAGAACUUGCUGCGCAGAUUUGGCAUUUGAACUCGAGAUGAUUUACUUUAAUUUUUUCUUUCCCUACGGACAGUUACCAAGACACUCACACCCAGUCCUUUAUCAUGGUGACGGCGAGUGGCAGAUGGUUCGGUGUUCGUCUGGAUGCAAUAAUUUCUCUUUUAAUUGGCUUGGUUGUCUUAGUGGCAGUUUUAGUAUCUCAAGAUGCCGGUAUGUAAAGUUCUAACCAAAGUAACUGCACCGUUACUCGCUCAUGUACAUCCAAAAGCUGCGAUAUUCCAUGUGAUAAUUCUGUGUAAAGAAUCUUUCCAUGUGUAGCGGGGAGACAAAAACAAGUCGUUGUAGCCCAUUUCAUCACUAUCUUUAUGAGGACGAACUGAGACUAGUUUAAUUUUAAAAAAAUUUUUUUUAAAGUAAUUUAGUCUAUCACACGAGUAGCGUCGCGGUAGCAGGUAACCGCGACGUGCUGUGUCGUAUCGAGUCGUGCAUAGUUUUACCGUUAAAUUUUUGGUAAUUUUUUCUGCGUGACUUGAAGGAAAUCAACAGUUAAUUUACAGAUUUUUUUUCUAUUUAGCUUCCACUGGGCUUUCUCUCGCUUACCUCAUUCAAACAGUGACCCUGACGCAAUACGCCGUCAGAAAAUCAUCAGAUGUCGAGAAUUUUAUGACUUCGGUUGAACGAAUUAUUACCUACACCAAGCUUGACGCUGAGCCUGGAUACCAAGUGGACACACUUCCCCCGGAACACUGGCCAUGCGAAGGAAAUAUCACAUUCCGCGAUGUGUCGAUGACGUAUUACCCAGGAGGGCCUAAAGCGCUGAGGAACAUCAGUCUUGACAUCAAAGGAGGCUCAAACAUAGGUGUUGCAGGCCGCACGGGCGCCGGCAAAUCAUCUUUUGUCGCAGCUCUUUUGCGCAUGCCCGACCCCGACGGAGAGAUUUUGGUGGACGGAAUUCAGAUAAAGAAUAUCAAUCUCCGAGCAGCUCGCGGAUGCAUCUCCGCUCUUGGCCAAACUCCGGUGCUUUUCAGUGGAUCAUUGAGGAAGAACUUGGAUAUUAUGAAGCGCUUCCAAGAUGCAGAUCUGUGGCGAGUCUUAGAGGAUGUGCAACUGAAAGAUUUCGUACAAAGUCUUGAGGGACAAUUGGAUUACGAAUUGUUGGAAAAUGGAGCAAAUGUCAGUGUGGGAGAACGGCAGUUGAUUUGUUUGGCUCGUGUUCUGUUGCAGCAGAACAAGAUCAUCAUCUUGGAUGAACCCACUGCACACGUGGAUCCAGGGACAGAAGAAACAAUCUGGAGAGUGGUGCGAGAGAAACUGAAAGACUCCACAGUAAUAACUAUAGCUCACCGUCUGAACACCAUCCGACACUGUGACAAAGUUUUUGUUUUCAAGGAGGGAGGGGUGUUCGAGUCUGGAAAAUUUGACACAUGA
Molecule: messenger RNA, 4930 nt
Organism: Pocillopora meandrina
Lineage: Eukaryota; Metazoa; Cnidaria; Anthozoa; Scleractinia; Pocilloporidae
Source: the annotation of a GenBank genome assembly